Seminavis robusta is the source of this 924-nucleotide messenger RNA. The record is from the annotation of a GenBank genome assembly. Lineage: Eukaryota; Bacillariophyta; Bacillariophyceae; Naviculales; Naviculaceae.
AUGACUGGCAAAGUAGAUCCUUGGUGGCCAGCUGUGGCAAAUGAUGCUUGUUUAUUGACAAGGAGAGGGAAGGACUAUGAAGAGAUAUACUGUGUCUACCCAUGGAUGAGGCAUUUUUACAUGGAUUGGGAAUUCACGUGGCGCCCCGAGUUUUUGUUUGACUGGAUGCAUCGCAACAAUUGGUUUCCCGUGGCAUGCUGUGUGGUGUACAUGAUUGCAAUCUACCUGGGCCCCAAAUACAUGGAGAAUCGAGAACCCUACGUCAUGAAGAGGACUUUGGCCGCUUGGAAUUUGCUCUUGUCCAUUUUCUCCUGGAUUGGAGUGGCGCGAUUGUUGCCCGCUCUGAUUCACAAUGUGUCAACGUAUGGAUGGGAAAACUACCUCUGCAUGGACCCCGAAAAUUCCAUUGGACCGAGUGCUACGGGAAUGUGGUGUCUAUUCUUUGUACUCAGUAAACCAGCUGAACUCGUAGAUACCUUUUUUAUUGUGGCCCACAAAAAGAAACUCAUGCUUCUCCACUGGUACCACCAUGUCACGGUCCUCCUCUGUACUUGGUACACGUUCAUUACCCACUGUCCUCCCGGACUCGUCUACUCCACCAUCAAUUUCGGGGUCCACGCCGUCAUGUACUUUUAUUACUUUUUGAUGGCCAUUAAAUGCAAACCCAAAUGGUUCAACCCCAAAUGGAUCACCAUUGCUCAAAUCACACAAAUGGUCGUUGGCAGUGUCGUCUCUACCGCCGCGUUCCUUGUCGUCCGCAAGGAAGGAUGCUGGGCCAGCUGGGAAAAUAAUACCGGGAUUCUGGUCAUGUACGUCAGUUACUUUUUCCUGUUCUUGCAAUUCUUUUUGCAACGUUAUGGAUUGGGUAUCAAUGUCAACAAGGGAGGAGCAAAGAGCAGCGAAAAGAAGACGAAAACGACAUGA